CAGAAAAUAGUAUGAUAGAGUCCUGGUAAAGAGGAUUUAUAAUUACGGACAAUUGUUGUACAGUUGAUUAUUCACCUUUGUUUUGUAAGCAAAUACAAGCAACACGCCGUCCUACACAUGGAGCUACAGAGAUUCUAUCAACAGAAAAUCAAUGCAUCGACAUAAAACGUUGUCAUGAUUUGGUAGACUCGCGACAGUAGGAGGCAUGGUACUUUCAAUUGAAAGGUCUAGAUUAGAGUGAAAUCCAAAAUUUAAAAAAUGAGUCUAUGUGGAUUUACUGGAAAAAUUGACCAAAAUGAAACAGACACAGCAAAUUGUUCCAUGAAUUGUUCUACAUUAAAUUUGAUGAAUAGUACUUCCUCGAUGAGUUGGAUUAGUACAAAAAAUGUGAUAAAUUCUGGAAUGAUGUUUGCCAGUGGUUUCUUUGGGAAUCUGUUAGCUUUAAUUGUGUUGUUGAAGUCGAGUAAGGAGCAAAGAAGGACGAUAUUUUACCGACUCGUUGCUGGACUCACCAUUACAGAUUUGAUAGGGACCACUUUGGUCUCUCCGGUCGUCAUAAUUGUGUACGUGAAGAAAAUGUGGAUAGGCGGCGACUACUUAUGUACGUACUUUGGAUUCAUGAUGAUAAUGGCAGGAUUCUCCACCAUGACUAUUGUCUGUGCUAUGUCUGUAGAACGGAUAUUGUGCAUUAGACACCCUUAUAUUUAUUAUACUCGACUAUCGAAAAAACAUGCCACCUUUAUUCUAGUCGGGUGUUGGGUAGUAUCCGCAAUCAUAGCUUCAUUGCCCCUUUUGGGAUUUGGAGAAUUCGUAAGAAAAUACCCUGGAACUUGGUGUUACUUUGACUAUUACUCCAAAGAGCCAGUUCAUAUAGCAUUUAACUACUUCAUCAGUAUUUUAGCCAUGAGUAUUAUCAUUGUCACAAUGGGGUGCAAUUUGACAGUCAUUUAUACAAUCCUCAAAAGCAGACAAAAACAGGGAAUUCUGCGGAAGGAAGAUGGUACAUCGCGGUCCAUUCAUGGCGCCAGCAAACGUUACGCAGAAUGCCAGAUGCUUAUUUUGUUGGUAGGGAUAACUAUUGUCUUCAGUGCCUGCUACACUCCACUUUACGUUAGAAUUAUAAUGAACCAAACAGGCCUUGUCUGUAAUACCCUCUUGGAUUUACAAUUGAUCCGCCUGGCCUCAUUUAAUCAGAUCCUAGAUCCUUGGGUUUACAUACUCCUCAGGCGCGAACUUCUAUGGAAAAUAAUAUCUGGUGUGAAAUACAUUUUUAAUCGGAACCAAUCUGACAAAAAUACCUUAAAACAGAAAACUUUUGAUGUAGACAGCGCUAACUGUUGUGUGUUUUGCUUUCACUGUUUGUGUGACCCUCCGGUGGUACGACAGCGAUCCGGAUCCGUUUUCUCUCAAGACAGCCAAUACAUCCGCGCAUGCCCAGGAAGGAGUACACUAAAUGCUUCCAGUGUUUCUAACCUGAAAAGCACCUCACUGACCUCUUUAAAUGGACGGCAGUCAGUCCCAUUGCGGGUCUCUUCAGCGAAUGACGUGCAUAUGUUACUGCUCAAUAAUACACUAAGAAAGCAUGCGACGACCAAGAGUACCAACACACGGUUCGUGGAUGACAUUGAAAAUGAUUAGCACACGUGUGAUUGUAUUUUCUUAUACACCGGUACUGUCUCAGCUAAAUUUCGUGUACAAUCAAUCUUUACAUUAUGUUUUUUAUAUUUAUUACUGUAUACUUGUAUUUUCAAUAUACUUUUUCUAAGACAACAUUUUUUCACUAUAUAUUUUACAUUCCAGAUCGUA
This is a messenger RNA of Saccostrea echinata, 1806 nucleotides long. RefSeq names its product prostaglandin E2 receptor EP4 subtype-like. Gene Ontology annotation, biological process: adenylate cyclase-activating G protein-coupled receptor signaling pathway; positive regulation of cytosolic calcium ion concentration; inflammatory response. The record is from RefSeq and is a predicted model, not a curated record. Gene Ontology annotation, molecular function: prostaglandin E receptor activity. Lineage: Eukaryota; Metazoa; Mollusca; Bivalvia; Ostreida; Ostreidae. The transcript is spliced from 2 exons. Gene Ontology annotation, cellular component: plasma membrane. Bases 259 to 1638 code for a protein of 459 amino acids.